This is a messenger RNA of Saccostrea cuccullata (small rock oyster), 4856 nucleotides long. Its product is annotated as protein tweety homolog 2-like. Lineage: Eukaryota; Metazoa; Mollusca; Bivalvia; Ostreida; Ostreidae. Gene Ontology annotation, cellular component: plasma membrane. Bases 153 to 1652 code for a protein of 499 amino acids. Gene Ontology annotation, molecular function: intracellularly calcium-gated chloride channel activity; volume-sensitive chloride channel activity. The transcript has 14 exons. The record is from RefSeq and is a predicted model, not a curated record.
AAAGCCUUCAGGUCACGUGAGAACAAAAUGGCGAAUGACAAUGACUGACUCGAAGUGCACAUUCCUCAGGAUUAAUUACCAAUUUCGUAGGUAGAAUGAGACAAUUUUUUAACCUGAAACACAGUGAAAAAAGACAUUUUUAAAAGACUAAAAUGAAUUCCUAUAAGGAUGUGUGGUAUGUGAGGAUACUACACGAUUUCCCUCAUUUGAACUUUUCUUUCCACGAGACAAACUCAACAUUUGAUCCUGAAAACACCAGUUACCAGGAGUCUCUCGUGUUGUGGGCGGCGGCACCGGUGGCCUUUAUUUUAGUGAUUCUGUUCCUGGCUUCCUGCUGUCUUUGUAUACAGUGUGUUAAGAAGAAACCACAGAAGCCACCGCGCACCACCUGUUUAAGAGUCGUGGUUGCCAUAUUCAUCAUAUUCUCCAUAGGAGCUAUAUCAGUUGGAUUUUUUGGCAAUGAGCAGACCAGUAAAGGGGCUAAACAAUUCUUGGAGGCGUUAGAUGAUACAAACCAAACCCUAGGGGAUGUCUCCACUACUCUGGAUACGCUUGUGGAUGUUGUCGACAAAGUUGACGGACCAGCAGGAAUUGAAGCACUGAAGGACAUACUAGGAAAAUCUGGAGAUGUCGCCAAUAAAACACUCUCUCCUAUAUUAAACAAAAUUGAGGAGCAUGCUCAACAAACCCGGAGCGACAUCGAUAACGUCAAAUCUCACGUGCCAAGCCUCCUCCUACAAAAGUUCUCCAAGGAGGCAGUGGAUGUAGAGUUUAUAAGGUGGACAGUCACGAUAGUGUUGCUGUGCUUUGCCCUCUUCAUACUUCUAACAACAAGCCUCGGGUGUUAUAAGAAGUCCAGAUGUCUCCUAAUGACGUCAGUAACUCUGGGAUUCUUUGGAUUGUUACUGGUCUGGGCAGGAAGUGGGGCAUACCUGGGGUUAUCUGUGGGAGUGUCAGAUCUGUGUUAUGACCCAGACAGCUAUGUAGAAUCUCUAGGAAAAGAUGACACACAGAAAGAUGUCAUUAGGGAAUACUCCCAGUGUCAGGCCAGCAAGGGAGUCCCCAGCAUAUUUAGGAAGGAAAUCCAGAAUGCAGUUGAAGAAGUAACGGAAGCUAAUUCUACGCUAAAUAGAUUCAUCAAUGAAAGCUCCAAGUUCAUUCCAGUCAGUGAGAUAAGUAAGCCCGUCCUGCACAUUAGGGUACUGUUUGACUAUGCUGUGGGGAAUGUGACAGCCCUCGGGGAGCUGCUGGGCUGUCGGACCCUACACAAGGAUUAUAAGUCUGCAGUGGAAGGAGUUUGUGAAACAGCAUUAGUGGGCGUUGCCCUUCUGCUGUUAAUGUUACCGUUUGCUGGAAUCUGCAUGAUCAUUGUCCAAUGUCUCCUACCAAGGGUCUGGUAUCUAGCAGGAAAAAGGAGAGGAUAUCGACCUGUAGAUGACUCGGAUCCAUUCUGUCACCGCCCACCACCUUAUAAUGGUUACGGAACAAUGGAGGGUGGGGGAGGGGCCCGGGGAAGCUGCACACUAGAGUACUACAGAGAUCUUCGCAGGAGUGCUGAUGAAUUACAGUCAGAAGAGAGAGUCCCAAUGAAUGACUCACCACCUCCUGCUUACCAUCCUGGUCGGUUUCCAGCUAGAUAUGACCUUGAGUGACCUCCAUAUGACCUUUAGGGGAGCUGUUUAUGGAGCAUAGUUUCAGUGAUUCUUACUUUUAAAAAAAAAUAUGUUUUUUUGUGUUUUUUAAAUAAUCACAAGUAUUGGAUUGAAAUACUCAUAUAUUUAUUAUUUUUUUCAUAGUGAUAUAUGUAAAAAAAAACAUUCAAGUAGUUUGAAAAUCCACCCCUCCAAAGAACACUGAUGAUAGAAACUGUUUAUCUGUGUAUUUGUAUCCUCUUUAUGCUGUUUUAUAAUCUUUUUAAUGUAAAAAAAAGCAGUUUGCUUUUAAUCUAAAUCUGUUGCUGUGUUUCUCAGUCUCUGACUGUAUGAUAUGUCUCUUCUAUUGAGAUGUCUCUGACUAGUUCUAAUGUUUAUCUUUUUGCUUUCCAAUUUUUUUUUGCCAGCAUUGUCUACUGUCUAGCAAUUAGUGACAAUUCUACAAAAUUUGAUACUUUUGUUUUACUGUCUUGUUUAAAAUGAUUUGUCCAUUGUAAUGAGCUUUUAAAAAUGAUCAUUGGAGAGAAUAGUAUCUGUAUUAUGGUUACCGGUAUUGUUUUUAUUAUAUGUGAGUAAAAUUACCAUGAUACAAAGUUAUGCUUAAAGUAGUAAAACAUGUAGAUUUGUGUCAUUGGGUACAAAUGUACUCUAGUCCCUUUGCACACUUUGUUAUGGGAUUUUUUCAUACCUAUGGCUAUUUGUACAUAAAACAUUAUUGUUUGAUUUUCAAAAAAUUAUUCUGUGUCAAUGAUGAUAUUGUCAACAUUUCUCAAUUUCCAGCUGUAUAAUAGUGGGGAAUUCUUUUUUUGCUUUUUGUUACAUUUGCCUAAAUGUGUAUUUUUGCUUUAUAUUUAAACCUGCUUUGUCUUAGAUAGCUCAUUUAUAAAUGAUUGUAAGACUAAAGCUUGAAGCAUUAUAUUUUGACAUUAGUGUCUUUUUUAUAUUCGUGUAGAAUAUAUUUUUUUCUUGCAAAGUACGGUAAUGAUGUAGUUUUCUGUAUAGUGUGCUUAUAAUAUUACUAAUACUAUGAGAUAUGUACAUACUUAUAUAAAAUGUUACUAAUACUUGUAUUGCUAUAUUGAACUCUUGCAGUAAAAUUUAGCUACUGUAAACCAACUUUUUUUCGUGACGACUUUAUUUCGCAAUUUACUGGGGGUAAAAUUGUUCAUCACAAUUAAUUUUCGCGAUCAAACCUUUUUUGUAUCUGUUGUUGAUAGACAAAGAGACUUUAACGAUCGGUUCGUGGUGAGAAAUAUUCACGAUGUUGAUGCUCUUGCGAAACUCAUGAAAAUUUCUUGAACAUGAAUAAAAGUUGGUUUACAGUAUUCAAAAAUUUAACUUUAAAGUAAAUGAAAGUAUGAGAGAGAAAGUCUUGUCUCUGAGCACCAUUAUAAGCCUGCAACUCUCUAUCUUCCUGUACAUGUUCACAAUUCUUCUGGUUCUGGUAGUUCAGAUAGAGAAGCAAUUUUUUUCACUCGUUAUUUUUCUGGCUAUUUUAUAUCUUCAAAAAUGGAAAGAAUCUCAUAUAAAUUGAGAAAAAAAAUUAUUGAAAAAAAAAUCUCAACUUAUUGUGUAGAAAACUAAAAUAAUUUGUUCUACAACGACAUGAAAUUCAAAGUAACGUCUUUCCCCAAUGUCUCCGUAAAAAGAGAAAGUGCUAAACGCACAAUAAUUUACUUAGAAAUCUACUUAAUGCUUAAGAUAUCAUCCUGGACAUUCUGUUUCAUUGUUUAGUGCAAUGCAGUGGGCAUAAUAACAUCAGUAAGGGUUAUCAUUAGAUGGGUAAUAACAAGGUAAUCUAUUGAAAUACUCCUGUAUAUAAAAUCAAAUGUUCUUAUGUUCAUAUCUAAACAUUGUUUGCAGGGAUAGGAAAAGUACUGUAUACUUAGUUUGAUCUAAGAUACCUAUAUUGAAUGUGUGUGUCUUUUAAAUAAUGAAAUAGUGUAUUGAAACGCUUUGUUGGGGUUAAAAUGUGCAGGUUACAACACAGCUGUCCUGUGAAGAGUUUUGAUGGAGAGAUAUACUGGCAUACAACUCUCAUCCAGUAGUUCUGUAUAUCUAGUCAUUAGUCACAAUAACAACACAUUUAAUAUCAUGCAUCUUUUUUAAUUAAUCAAAAGAGGCUUUGUUUUAUUGUUAUUAAUAUCUUAACAUGCUAAUUUCCUAAUUAGAUACCUGCCUCCCUCAUUGUGUAUAUCAUUAAAUGUAAUUAAUAUUUUUAACUGUAUUUUUGAUGUGUUGUUUUUGAACCUGUAUGCAGAUAAUGUGUGAUUUAAAUUGUCAGUGAAAGCAGACAAUCGGCAGAUGAAGAUUGUUGGUGUACAGAAUAAUGUUGAUUUUAAGAAGCACUAUUUUUAUAUUGAAUUUUGUUAUAAAGCUUGAAAGAAAACCAUGGACUAUGAUUUUGUACGUUUUUGUGAUUCUAAACUUUAGUCUAAUGUGUCACUUGAUUUUGCAGAUUUUGAUUGUAUUGCAGUAUCUAUUUUUUAUCUGAAAAUUAUUUCUUGAGUUUUAAUGGUUUAGUUUAUGAGAGCUUUCAAAGUACUGUAUAUCUGGGGUUUUUUCGGGUGUUGGAAAGUUUGCAAAAAAGGGUAGAUUUGUAAAGUUUUUAAUUUGCAUAAGUUAUUUUUAACGAUUGAAGAAGAAAAAAGUUUUAAACGGUAAUGUUUUUAUGUCACAUAAUAGCUGUCAGACAUAAUUUCCGAGUGUUUUAUAUUUUGUGAAUUAAAAAUGCAUGAUUGCAAAGAAAGUGAAAAUAGAUCAAUACGAAAAAAACGGAUAUACAGUAGCUUAGGGUCUAUCCCCUUCAACAAAUAUAGCCCUAUUCAGUAUGUCAAGAAAUUUCAAUUUCGUUGGUUUUAAUCAUAAUACGUAGUUCAGAUCUUUCUCUUUAUUUGAUAGUCUGUUACUCUGCGUCUGUCAAAACCUGAAAUCAACAUUUUGACUCAACCUGUUCAAGUAAAUUUGUCUUGUUUUCAUUAUAAGCCAUAGGACUGUCUUCCACUAAUUGUUUUGAACUAUAAGGGUUGUGAAUUUUGCAUUUUGCAGUGUUUUUAAUUGAUUUUCUUUUUGGACAUAAAUUCGCAACAGUUGGUGAUUUGAUUGACAAUACAAUUUACUACAUGCAUAUAGUUAACAUAUUAAAAUUUAAACUUCUAAUCAUUGUUUAUGUACAACAUGAAAUAAACAAUAUUGAAGCACAGA